Messenger RNA from Closterium sp. Naga37s-1, 1097 nucleotides. The record is from the annotation of a GenBank genome assembly. NCBI's taxonomy places the organism in Eukaryota, Viridiplantae, Streptophyta, Zygnematophyceae, Desmidiales, Closteriaceae.
GCGUGGAGGUGAAGGCGGGCGAGACGGUGGAGGUGGACCCUCGGGAUAUUGCUGACUAUGUUCACAUUACCCAGGUCGCUCUAGGCCCCUCCCCCAAGGCAGGUGAGCGAGUGGCCAUCACACUCACCACCGCCCCACCCACUGAUAGCGACAGUGACGAGGAGGAGGAGGAGCAGUUGAAGGGCAAGGACGGGAGUGCAGAGGGGUACAGCGUGGUGGUGGCAGUGCUGCAAGCGGGGGAGAAGGACCAGGCGAGAGUGCAGUUGGUUUUGGAACGGCCGUUCAGUUUGGCUCAUGGCAGCACGGGGAGUGUGUUCUUGAGCGGAUACAAGACGAUGCAGGAGUAUCCGGAUGGGGGAGAGGCCGAUGAGGACCCGUUUGCUGAUAUUGAGGAGGAUGAGGAAGAGGAGGAGGAAGAAGAGGAGGACGAGGAGGCGAUUGAGAGGGAGGCGGCAAAGGAGAUAGCAGCGCUGCAGGCGGAGCUGGCCACCAAAAAAGCGAAGAAGGCUCAGAAGGCAGCAGCUGUGCUGGCAAAGCUCACAGCAGCACAAGAAGAGAAGAAGAAGGCUGAGAAAGAGGCAGGCGAAGGGAGCAAGGGAGGAGUAGGGGAGAAAGGCGGAGAAGGGGCGAAGGCAGGGAGUGCGAAUGGUGUGGAUGGGAAGAGGAAAGCGGGGGAGAUUGAGGGCAGUGAGAAGGAGGCGGGACAGGGGACGCCUGGGGGAGAGGCAGGUGAGGGGAAGGGGAAGAGGAGAAGGGGGAAGAAGGGGAAGGAGGAGGGGACUCCUGGCAAGGAAGAUAAGGCAACGCCCACCACGCCAGCAACUACGCCUGUCCCCCGCGCCCCGGCCCCAACCCCAGCCAAGCCAGUGCCGAACCCCCCCACUCCCGGCGCCACGCUAGCCAAAGCCGCCUCUGCUCUCGCCAAAGCAGCUCCUGCCGCCUCCUCUGCUAAAGCAUCCACUCCGGCGAAAGCAGCCAAGGCAGGAACGGCAGGCAGCACCCCUGCUAAGGACGGUUCAACGCCGGCUGAAGAGGCGAAAGCAGCCAAGGCAGCUACUCCUGAAGGCGGAAUUGUGUGCGGAGCGUGCAACAAGUGA